Messenger RNA from Parastagonospora nodorum SN15, 1485 nucleotides. RefSeq lists its product as hypothetical. The record is from RefSeq and is a predicted model, not a curated record. Gene Ontology annotation, cellular component: fungal-type vacuole membrane. Gene Ontology annotation, molecular function: basic amino acid transmembrane transporter activity. Lineage: Eukaryota; Fungi; Ascomycota; Dothideomycetes; Pleosporales; Phaeosphaeriaceae. Bases 1 to 1485 code for a protein of 494 amino acids. The transcript has 3 exons. Gene Ontology annotation, biological process: basic amino acid transport; transmembrane transport.
AUGAUGGGCUACUUCAUCGCCAUGUUCGAUUCAACGCUCAUGGCUUCGAGUCAUCCUGUCAUCACAUCCUACUUCAACGCCUCCAAUUCAGCGUCAUGGCUAUCAACAGCAUUUCUGCUGACCUCGACAUCCCUACAACCACUUAUGGGCCGUCUAUCCGAUACUAUCGGCCGUAGACCCCUGUAUCUUGCUGGCAUCCUUCUCCUCACUGCGACCACGGCUUGGUGCGCUGCGGCGAAUAGCAUUGGCAGCUUCAUUGCCGCAAGAGCUAUCUGUGGAAUCGGUGCAGCCGGAUUGCUUUCCAUGGGAAACGUUAUGACGAACGACCUUGUCAGUAUAGAAGUGCGAGGUACUUACCAAGCGUACAUCAACCUUUUCUACGGUGGUGGGUCGGCAUGUGGUGCUGCAUUCGGAGGGUUUCUUUGCGACAAGCUUGGAUGGAGAAUGACCUUCGCCAUACAACUUCCGGUUCUCAUUGCACUCUUCAUCAACGCAUACCUCACUACUCCCGUCACUUUGGGCCCAUGCCUAGCGAAAAGCUCUGGGCUAGGCGUUCGGGACGCUAUGAAAGGCUUCGACUUCGCAGGCUCCUUCUUCCUCACUGUGUCUGUUGCGUUCCUUAUCCUGGGACUCAAUCUUGGCGGCAACAUUUUCCCGUGGCAGCACCCUUUCGUAAUCGUAUCGCUUGUUGUUGCUGUCAUCGCUGGUGCAAUUCUUCUUCGCGUUGAGUCCCGCGCUCAUAGGCCUGUAAUGCCUCUCCCUAUGCUCUUCAGCCAGCCACGGGGUAACCUCGUUUUCAACAAUUUCUUCGCGCAGAUCGGCAUGAACAGCAUCCUAUUCAAUGCGCCUCUUUACUUCCAAGCCGUGAAGCUAGAGUCUGCAUCGAUAUCAGGCUUCCGACUUGCCGGACCCUCAGUCGCGCUCACUAUCUGCGGUGUAUCAUCUGGCUUCAUCAUGACGGCCACAGGACGCAUGAAGUGGCUCAUCGUAGUUGGCUCACUGUUCAUGCUCAUCGGCGCAAUUUGUCUAUCUUCAUUGUGGGACAACAUACCUCCAUGGCUGGCGACCAUUUUUCUCGUCCCUUCGAGCAUCGGACAAGGCUUAAGUUUCCCGGCAACAAGUCUCGCCGUGCUCGCCACGAGCUCACAAGAAGACCAGGCUGUCAUGACCAGCACUCUUCUUCUCGGGCGCCAGUUGGGCAUCGUCAUGGGUGUCAGCCUCAGCAGCCUGAUCUUACAGAACUCGUUGACCACCUAUCUCGAGCAGCUUAUCAUCGAACAAGUCCGCAAAUCCGUCCGAAGCAUCAUCGACCUCGACCCUAAGCACCAAAUCCAAGUCAUCGACGCAUACAGCCGCAGCCUACGCAUCGUCUUCAUCUCCGCAAUCGCGGUGUAUUUGAUUGUGAAUAUUCUAGUUUGGGGGAUUGAGUUGCCGAGGUUGGGCAAGAAGGUUGCAGAUGAUGAACAUGAGGGUGGAGAGGAGUAG